Messenger RNA from Marchantia polymorpha subsp. ruderalis, 1955 nucleotides. The record is from the annotation of a GenBank genome assembly. Lineage: Eukaryota; Viridiplantae; Streptophyta; Marchantiopsida; Marchantiales; Marchantiaceae.
GGAGGAUUUGGACCCUUCGGCUCGUGUGCCGAGUCCCGAUCGUCGCCCCCGCAUUCCGAGCUCGACUUGCCAGCGGCAAAUCGACAGCAACGGAGCCUUAUUCGGCCGAAUUGCACUUUACCGCAGCCCCUCUGUGCCACGAGGCGACCGCAGUCGUGCCUUCAAAGGCAUCCGACCGACCGCCCGACCGCCUGCUGCUGCGAAAGCUCGUUCAUGUUGCAGUGGACAAUUGGGACCGCUUUGGCCCGUUACACGUCUCGCUGAUCGGAGCGGAGCGCCCAGUGCGGCCAGUACUUGCGUGUACGGAAGGGGGAGCUCUUGAAACCCCUCUCGGCCCUCUGACUGACUUUUAACCUCGCAACGGCGUGUGCUCUCCCCGCGAGCUCCAGCUGCGAACGAGAGAGCUGACGAGGGCGGUUUGGGUAUUUCUGCUCCCGUAGCUCGUGGAAGGGUGGAAGGCAGGAAGGCCCCGAGGAGAGAGACGGUGCAGGGCGGAUGAUGGACAGAAUAUGCGUGGGGUAAUUCAGGGCCGUCGAAAAUUCUUGCUGGAGCUCGGGGAGGACAGCUUCGACCUCGUCACCAGCGGACAUUGUGUUUAUCGGUCGAAAGGUUUCUCGCAGCGGGUUUUGUAGCGUGGUGUCGAAACAUGGGUAAUCCCGAGGAGAACCGGGUGAAUGUAGCUAGUUCUGGAGUUCCAGACAGGGGAGCGGAGACCCUGAAUCAGCCUUUGAGAGGGGCAGAAUUGCCUCCAAUCGCCAGGGAAGGACAAGGAACAGACAUUUCAACCCUCGCACUUUUGAAGUAUCACCUGAAAGAUUGGUUGAUGGUUGUGAUAAUUGCUGGUCUGGAGAUCGUCGUUUACGUUGUCAUUCCUCCUUUCCACCGAUAUGUGGGUGAAGACAUUAUUGAAAACUAUGAGUAUCCUCGAAAAGAUUUUACGGUGCCCACUUGGAGUGUGCUGGUCAUUGCAGUUUUUAUACCUCUGGCCGUCUUCUUUGCUUACUUCUUAAAAAGAAGAAGUGUCCGGGACUUUCACAAUGCCUUCUUAGGUCUUGGGACAGCGAUUGCCCUGACAGCCCUCCUAACCGACUCGAUAAAGAACACAGUUGGUAUGCCCCGACCCGACUUUUUCUGGAGGUGUUUCCCAGACGGUGUACCGGAGUACCAAGCCAACAAAGAAGUGUUGUGUCACGGGGUCGAAUCUGAUAUCAAAGAUGGUUACAAAAGCUUUCCUAGUGGGCAUGCAUCAUGGUGUUUCGCUGGGCUUGGUUACUUAUCGUUAUACCUUGCUGCAAAGUUCGGCAUCUUCGAUAAGCGAGGACGCACUUUAAGGAUCUUUUGGGUCUUAUUGCCUUUGUUGGCCGCCACUCUCAUCUCGAUUUCACGCGUCUGUGACUAUCAGCACCGAUGGGAAGAUAUCAUAUUUGGUGCUUUAUUAGGCAUAUUUGUCGCAUAUCUCUGCUACAGACAGCACUUUCCUAGCUUCUACUCUGACACAGCUGGAUAUCCGUACAAAUAUAUUCCGGGCACUCAUGGUGAACCAACUGGAGGGUCUAGUGAACGAAGUGAUCUUAUUCCCGGUCGACAAGCGAACGGGGCCAACGACCUGGAAGCAGGACGACUGUAGACUGCGCUUGUAUAUUGACGGGCGUCCUUCAAAUGACAAAUUGACUACAUUUGUCAAAUUAAUUUCCGAUCAGAAGGAUCACCAAUACUAGAUUAAAUUUAGACGUACUGCCAGGUAAUUUACCAAAAUUGUUCUCUUCCAAGUUAAUUGUGUAAAUAGCAAUGUUCUGGAAUCAAAACUGCUCUAUCGGUUAUGUGUAGCCUGUUGGUUUCCUUUUAUGUGUCGAAAGUCUUUGCCAGUAAGCUGCUGCUGAGGCAACAAUGAAAGCAGCCGGUCGUGUGAUCACCACAUGUAUCAGUAAAGGAAGUUAUUGCGUUGCGGAAAUCAA